Molecule: messenger RNA, 1608 nt
Organism: Prunus armeniaca (apricot)
Lineage: Eukaryota; Viridiplantae; Streptophyta; Magnoliopsida; Rosales; Rosaceae
Source: the annotation of a GenBank genome assembly
AUGGAUUUUACAAUUUCCCCAAUCCAAAUUCUUGAAACAAUUUUAUCUUUGCUUAUUCUAUAUGCUGCCUUGAGAAUCGCAGCUAACACUAAGAAGAAGAUCACCAGCACAAAGACGACUGUGACUGCCAAAUUAGUCCCCCAACCCUCUGGAGCAUGGCCCUUCAUAGGCCACCUCCCUCUGCUACGUGGCAAAGACCCAGUUGCCAUAACCUUGGGAGCCAUGGCCGAUGACCAUGGACCAAUCUUCUCCCUCAAGCUUGGCCAACACCAAGUGCUGGUCCUCAGCGCCUGGGACACAGUCAAAGAAUGUCUCACAACAAACGAUAGAGUUUUUGCCACACGACCAAGCAUUGCAGGAGGCAAGUACUUGGGCUACGACAAUGCACUUUUUGCCCUAGCCCCCUACGGGCCCUACUGGCGCCACAUCCGCAAGCUGGCCACGCUGGAGCUCCUCUCGACCAAAAGAGUCGAAAUGCUAAGCCACGUUAGGACCUCGGAGGUUGACUUGUUCGUCAAAAAUCUGUUCUCACUUUGCACGAAGAAUGGCCCGAGCCCCUCGCCAGUGCAUUUGAGUGAGUUAAUUGAGUUCUUAACGUUCAACAUAAACGUGAGACUGAUUGCUGGGAAGAGAUUCACAGCUGAGCAAUAUAAUGAGAAAAACAGUGAGGCUUGGCUUUUUGAAAAGGCUGUGAAGGAGGCUUUGUUUCUGUUUGGUGUUUUUGUUUGGUCAGAUGCUAUUCCGUGUCUUGAGUGGCUGGACAGCUUGUUUGGGCAUGUGGGUUCCAUGAAAAGGUGUUUUAAGGAACUUGACUAUGUGCUUGGGAAAUGGCUUGGAGAACAUCGCCAGAGAUCAAGGCCUCAAGGCAAGAUAGAUAGGGUUGAAAGUGACUUGAUGGAUGUGAUGAUCUCCAGCUUUCAAGAGGAGGAGGAUGUAAUUUCUGGCCAUAGCCUUGAUAAUGUCAUCAAAGCAACAGCACUGGUUCUAAUCCUAACUGGCACAGAAAGUACCUCCGUCACUUUAACAUGGGCACUCUCCCUACUACUGAACAACCCAAAAACCCUAAAAGCUGCCCAACAAGAACUGGACAUACACGUAGGAAGAGACACAUGGGUACAAGAAUCAGACCUCCCUAACCUCAAAUACCUUCAAGCCAUUCUCAAAGAAACCCUACGCAUAUACCCACCUGGCCCACUCACAGGCCUGCGUGAAGCCACCGAGGAUUGCCACCUGGCAGGCUACCACGUGCCCAAGGGCACCCGUUUACUAGUCAACAUUUGGAAACUACAACGGGACCCGCGCAUGUGGGCCAACCCAAGUGAAUUCCAACCUGAGAGGUUCAUGACCACCCAUGCUGACGUGGAAUUCAAAGGUCAAAAUAAUUUUGAGUAUAUUCCGUUCAGCUCAGGCAGGAGGUCGUGCCCUGGGAUGGUUUUGGGGCUGCAAGUGGUCCAAUUAAUUCUGGCUCGUUUGGUUCAGGGUUUUGAUAUGAGUAGGGUUGGUGAGGAGGCAGUGGACAUGCGUGAAGGGCUGGGGCUUGCCCUGCCCAAAGCAAAUCCGCUGGAGGCUUUGCUAUCUCCACGCCUUCCUCUUCACCUCUAUAAAUAA